Molecule: messenger RNA, 2177 nt
Organism: Nerophis lumbriciformis (worm pipefish)
Lineage: Eukaryota; Metazoa; Chordata; Actinopteri; Syngnathiformes; Syngnathidae
Gene: pklr
Product: pyruvate kinase L/R
Biological process (GO): glycolytic process
Molecular function (GO): potassium ion binding; pyruvate kinase activity; magnesium ion binding
Source: RefSeq, a predicted model, not a curated record
UGUUUGCUGUAUCCUGUAUGCUGAUAGCUGUUUGCUGUAUCCUGUAUGCUGACAGCUGUUUGCCGCUCGCUGUCUUCUUGUUCCUCGUUUCCUGUUUGCUGGUUCCUGUUCACCCGUUUUCCUGGUAUCCUGUUUCCUGUCUCCUAGUUCCUGCUCGCAUCAGACGUUACUCAGAGGCCAUGACGCUGCCAGACUCCUUCAUCCAGCACCAGCAGCUGGACGCCAGCAUGGCCGACACCUUCCUGGAGCACCUGUGUCUGCUGGACAUCGACCAGGAGCCCAUCACCGCCCGCAACACCAGCAUCAUCUGCACCAUCGGUCCUGCUUCCCGCUCCGUUCCCAAGCUGCAGGAGAUGAUCAAAGCCGGAAUGAACAUCGCAAGGCUGAACUUCUCUCACGGCUCACACGAGUACCACGUGGAAACCAUCAAAAACAUCCGCCAGGCCGUGGAGACCGUAACCUCUGACCCCUUGUACUACCGACCGGUGGCCAUCGCCUUGGACACGAAGGGACCGGAGAUCCGUACUGGACUAGUCAACGGGAAAGUGGAGGAGGAGGUACAGCUGCAAAAGGGCAGCCAGGUCCGGGUGGUGACUGCAGAGUGUGCCAAGGACUGCACAGACGGGAAGACCAUCUGGGUGGACUAUCCCAGCCUGCCUCGGGUCCUGAAAGCAGACAGCAAGAUCUACAUCGACGACGGCCUCAUCGGACUCAAAGUUCUGGAAACAGGUCCGGACUGGGUGGAGGCGGUGGUGGAGGCCGACUGUGUGCUGGGCAGCCGCAAAGGGGUCAACCUGCCCGGCUGCGACCUGGUGGGCCUGCAGGCCAUCAGCCAGCGAGACGAGGCCGACCUGAGGCUGGGCGUGGCCCAGGGUGUGGACAUGGUCUUCGCCAGCUUCAUCCGCUCCGCCCAGGACGUCAGGGACGUGAGGCGGGCCCUGGGGGCGCACGGGAGGGAGAUCAAGGUCAUCAGCAAGGUGGAGAGCCGGCAAGGGGUCAACAACUUCCAGGAGAUCCUGGCUGAGAGUGACGGUGUGAUGGUUGCCAGGGGCGACCUGGGCAUCGAGAUCCCUGUGGAGAAAGUCUUCAUCGCCCAGAAGAUGAUGAUUGGUCGAUGCAACUCUGCUGGCAAACCUGUCAUCUGUGCCACUCAGAUGCUGGAGAGCAUGGUGUCCCACCCUCGGCCCACCAGAGCAGAGGGCAGUGAUGUCGCCAACGCCGUGUUGGACGGAGCCGACUGCGUGAUGUUGUCUGGCGAGACGGCCAAGGGUCUAUUUUCUGUGGAGGCGGUGGCCAUGAUGCACUCGAUCUGCAGGGAGGCAGAGGCGGCCAUUUUCCACCAGCAGCAAUUUGAGGAGCUGCGGCGUCUGACUCCUUUGUCGUCGGACCCCACAGAGGUGACCGCCAUCGGGGCCGUGGAGUCGUCCUUCAAGUGCUGCGCGGGGGCCAUCAUAGUCCUCACCACCAGCGGCAGGUCAGCACACCUGUUGUCCAGGUAUCGCCCCCGCUGUCCAAUCAUUGCCGUCACCAGGAGCCCGCAGGUGGCGCGUCAGUCCCAGCUGCUCCGGGGGGUUUUCCCUGCCCUCUUCCACCCGCUGCCGGCCCCCGUGUGGGCGGACGACGUGGACAACCGGGUCAACUUCGGCAUGGACAUAGGCAAGGCCAGAGGAUUCUUCAAGUCCGGAGACAUGGUGAUCGUGGUGACCGGCUGGAUCCCCGGCUCGGGACACACCAACAUCAUGAGGGCCGUCCACAGCCUGUGACCAUCCGCCCAGGUGCCACCUUCCACCUGCAACACCCGUGCCAGCAAGACUCCGGACCAGAAUGAACGUGUCCGCUCUGUUGCAAAAGGAAUCUCUUUGUGGAGUCUGGCAUUUCUUCCAGUCCCAGUCCCAGUCCCAGUCCUCCGUCUUCUGCGUUGUGAGCGUCGGGCUUCAGUGCGAUACUUGUGUCCGCUGAGAUGAUAUCAACACACUGCUCCUUAAAGGGCUCCUAUUAGGACUUCCUUGUGGUCUACACGUUGUUCCUCAACCAUAGGGCCAGGGCCCGUUGAGGUUUAGGUCAGGCUGAUUACAAAAGUAAAAGAACUAGGGAAAAAUACAUUUAGUGAAAGAAAUCAACUAAGUCAAUUCAUCAUGAAAAUAUACCAAACUGUCAAUAAAAUGAAAGUGCAAAUA